Molecule: messenger RNA, 1386 nt
Organism: Zygosaccharomyces rouxii
Lineage: Eukaryota; Fungi; Ascomycota; Saccharomycetes; Saccharomycetales; Saccharomycetaceae
Gene: NCS2
Product: Ncs2p
Exons: 1
Coding region: 1-1386 (461 amino acids)
Biological process (GO): tRNA wobble position uridine thiolation
Cellular component (GO): cytosol
Molecular function (GO): sulfurtransferase activity; tRNA binding
Source: RefSeq, a predicted model, not a curated record
AUGACCGAACCUCUGUGUAAAAGAUGUGGUGAACCAGCAGUGAUUCUUUCCAGAAAGGAACACUUUUGCAGCCGAUGCUUUUGUAAAUUCAUCUCUUCCAAACAGAGGAAACAGAUGAUGUCUGAUCCAUACUUUCAAGAUAUAUUUAAAGUCAUGCAUCAAGACAAGGUCAGAAGUGCUGAACAAGCAGACGCUCAAAAUAGCUCAUCACGAAUCCUAGCUCCGCUGUCGCUCGGUUCAUCUUCUACAGUGAUGUUAGAUGUCCUGAACGAUACUUUGAAUGAACAAAAAUCUACACAGAGAGGCAGAACUGGGUUUUAUGUUGAUGUCUUAUUGUGCUAUUUAGAAUCUGAAUUUCAGGAUUUGAAAAACCGUGUCGAAGAAUUGUCGGCGGCAAGGUACAGAGAUAACCAAGAAAAUAUUAAAUUUCAUUUUAUUAACUUAGAAUCGUUUUUCGAUGGACAGGAGUUUGAAAAACUGAUCAUUAAUGAUGAUUAUCUGUGCAGUUCUAAGCUGGAUUCUGAUCCGUACAACCUGAAAGAUUUAUUAGAACAAUGCCCCAACCGAUCGUCCAGGGAAGACUUAUUGACAUUUAUCAUUAGGCGUCUGGUGAAAAGAUAUGCAUACCAACAUAAUCACAAAGCAAUUUUAUGGGGACAUUCAAUGACGAAAUUAGCGGAUGAAACCAUGUCUUUAGUUGUAAAAGGUAGAGGUGAACAUAUUAAUUCUCUCUUCGACAGUUCACAAUUAGAUCAAGAUUAUAGUGGAAAAUUUAGGCAUCUAUAUCCGUUAAAAGAUGUCUUGCUUUCAGAAGUUGAUGCAUACUGCUACUCAGCUGGUCUCGAUAAACAUUUGGUCAAUUAUACAGCUCAAGAUACUUUACUUUUACAGAAACGUUGUGAGACGAAGGCCAGUGGUAAACUUAUAAAAAAUAUGACCAUUAAUGAAAUGGUUAGAAAAUACUUUGAUGAUAUCGAAGGAGAUUAUUCAAAUGUCAUUUCAACAGUGGUGAGAACCGCCGAUAAAUUAGCUGAACCAAAGUUGAUUGAACCGAAUGUCAAAUGUUCCCUGUGUCAAGGUAAUAUUCACACAAGGGGAUCUGAGUGGUUACAAUCAAUUACUAUUAACAAUGGUUGUCCUCCAGAAACUCAAGAAGACAAGCAAUUGUAUGAGAAGUGGUACGAAUCCAAUCUGCGAAGAGAAAGAGACGAGUACCUUGAACUGAUGAAAUCGGUCUCUUCACAAGGUGAAGACGCACCACUAUGCUACGGCUGUGUAGUUACAUUAGGCGGUGUCAAGAACAAAUGUGUCACUUGGCCACAGAGCACCGAUCGAGAACUUAAUCAAACGCUAGAGGAAUUCGUGCUGGCAGAUGAAGAAGACUAA